Messenger RNA from Suillus discolor, 1203 nucleotides. RefSeq lists its product as uncharacterized. The record is from RefSeq and is a predicted model, not a curated record. The transcript is spliced from 5 exons. Bases 1 to 1203 code for a protein of 400 amino acids. NCBI's taxonomy places the organism in Eukaryota, Fungi, Basidiomycota, Agaricomycetes, Boletales, Suillaceae.
AUGCCCCAGUACGCUCCCCGUCAAGUUGGCACACCUGAUAACUCUGACUCGUCCGAAUAUGAAUCGGACUCUGGUCCAGCGUCUGUCGGCGUCUCGUCAAUUAGCCAGCCAACGGUCUUGAAUGGUCGAAUGCCGCAACACGAGGACAUGGAGAUCAUCUGGCGCUUACAACUUGAAAACCAAACGCUCAAGAACAAUAAUCGUGCUUUAGGCGAGACGAAUAAGACAUUAUCAGCAAAUCAACGGCGAUCGUCUUCGAGUACCCAAAUUCCAGAUGAGCUGAAGGCUUUUGACGCUGAACUUGCAACUUUUUCCCGCAAGUAUGGUAUCAUUGCAGAGAUGUUCCCACCCAUGCACCGCAUCCUCAAACUUCCUGUGCCGAAGCCUCCACCUGCCAUCCUAUCUGGGAGCCGCUAUGCAACCAAGAGCGCAGAAGAACUCUGUCUUGUAACAGAGCUAUACUCACUUCUCCCAGAUCAUCUUCAUCGCUUUGUACCGACUAGUCAUUUCCAAUCGUUGAAACUGCUUGGUCAAUCAUCUUCGAUGUUUCCACCUGUCCUUUUUACGAGGCAAGAAAUGGACCUAACGAUGUCAACAGUUUUCGGUAACUGGGAACCGCUCGCAAAGGCGAUUAGAAUUGUAAUGUUCGGAAAAAAUUCGCUGGACAUUGUUGGGUGGCCACGCGCUAAGUGUAAUGCUCGAAAGUGGGGCAUAACAUCAUGCACCCCUGGCCUCCUUGCCUGGGGUUGGGUUGCUGGUGAGUUGUCCCUUGACACUUCAUUCACUAAAGAUGGAGUCGGUGCAAGGUCUCGACUACCGUAUGCAGCCAUGUUCACGGCCUACAAGCAACUAUGGGUCAUGCUUUGGGAAGAGCCCCGUAUCAUUUCGAUCCGUCAGAAAAUCGAUACCCAUGUCUGGCAGUCAUCGACCUCGAAUGUUGCAGCCUCAGAAGCUGAAGGCGAAGAUUUCACUUCUGAUCUAAUGCGCUUGGCUCUUGCUAAUGCUGGCCGCAAAGAUUCAGAUUCUCCGACUAUCAAUGAAGAUCCUGCACCUCCCACAACCCCUACUUCACCAAUAAUUGAUACUCCAGUUGUCAUUGCGCCACCUGUCCCUCCCACUGUACCAGCUAUCACCCCUGCCACGUCGCCCCUGGACCAGGCCACUGAAACUAUCAUCAACCCAGUUCCCAGAUCCGCCACCUGA